Messenger RNA from Jatropha curcas, 1380 nucleotides. NCBI's taxonomy places the organism in Eukaryota, Viridiplantae, Streptophyta, Magnoliopsida, Malpighiales, Euphorbiaceae. The record is from RefSeq and is a predicted model, not a curated record.
UCCAAAUCCAGAUAUUCAUCAAGUUCCUGUUAUUGACAAUUAAACAUGUUCCUUGCUCGAACACUCUACCAGUACCUCUCUGCGUCCCUUAUCGCUCCCAGUUUAAGCGCCGUCUAGCCAGGAUAAGGCGCUAAUAUUUUUCCAACUUGAAAACGUAUAAUCAAUUUUGCUUUGAACGAGCCAAGUGAGGCAAUAAUCGGCGAAGAAUGGCGCAUUCAUUAGUAUCCUCAUCGGCCUCUUCCCUCAGAUUCAGCUCUCUCGUCUUUUCUCCAAACCCUAGCACUACUUCCGAUUGCCAGAAGCUUUCUUUACCUUUUGAGCCUCUUCGUUCCAGGAAAGUGGGAAAGUUGAGUAGUUUUAGAAAGAAUUUUCAGCCAUCUCCAACAAAGGCUGUUUAUUCUGGCGAGUUUUGGGCACCUCAGAGAACUUCUCGAAAGGGGAUUUGGUCUAUAAGGGAUGAUUUGGAAAUCCCAUCUUCACCUUAUUUCCCUGCAUAUGCCAAUGGACAAGGUCAAGGACAAGGGCCACCUCCAAUGGUGCAUGAGAGGUUCCAGAGUGUUGUUAGUCAACUUUUUCAACAUAGAAUUAUACGCUGUGGUGGAGCUGUUGAUGAUGACAUGGCAAAUAUUAUUGUUGCUCAACUUCUUUAUCUUGAUGCAGUUGAUCCUAAUAAGGAUAUUGUAAUGUAUGUAAAUUCUCCAGGAGGAUCAGUUACAGCUGGCAUGGCAAUAUUUGACACAAUGAGGCAUAUCCGACCUGAUGUAUCCACUGUCUGUGUUGGGCUUGCAGCCAGUAUGGGUGCUUUCUUGCUUAGUGCUGGGACCAAAGGGAAAAGGUACAGUUUGCCAAACUCAAGGAUCAUGAUCCAUCAGCCUCUGGGUGGAGCUCAAGGUGGGCAGUCUGACAUUGAUAUUCAGGCAAAUGAAAUGUUACAUCAUAAAGCAAACCUGAAUGGGUAUCUUGCCUACCACACUGGUCAAAGUCUUGAGAAGAUCAACCAGGACACAGACCGUGAUUACUUCAUGAGUGCAAAAGAAGCCGCAGACUAUGGGCUUAUUGACGGUGUUAUCACAAAUCCUCUCAAAGCCUUCCAGCCACUGGCAGCUGCAGCAGAUCAACAAUGAGCAGUCUUGUGUAAAAUUCCUCGAGGCAUUGCAUACUUUUUAUUGUAGAGUAAAUCAGAAAGAUCAAAUUUGCUAUUCUUAGUUAACUCGGAUGCUCAUUGGUGUACUGGAGAAUAAAGAGCAUUUGUUUGCUGUUAGUCCUAACAGAACUUGCACCUCCUUAAAUUUUCCCCUUCUAACUACCCCCCUUGAAAUUUUUGGAUGCGAUUUCAAAUUUCACAAUCAAAGCUUGAGAAAGUGAUCAGAUUUUAGGUAA